UGGGGGAAUCUGGAAACCAGCUUUAGUAUAGUGCAAGGAAUAUCCUGCAACCAUUAAAAAUCUGAUCCAUGAUAUAAAGGCCAUGGUCCCCUUUAUUCUUCUUUUCUUCCUUUCUGUGUCAAGAUGUGCACAUUUUUAUUGUAGAUGAGGUGAUGAUGACUCUACAACACCAACUUCUGAUUCAGUCUUAACCACUUUAUUCCUCCGAAAGAAUUCACCUCUUUGUUAGUUGCCUCUCUUUAUAAAAGGGAACAUCUCUCAGGAACAAAGCUACCUCAUCUCUCUCAGCAUACGAUAUCUCGAGGAGGCGAUUCAAGAAUGGAGAGCUUCAAGACAGAGCACGCCGUUGGAAUCCCCAUGAGCUCGAUCACGCAUGUAGGAGAGGAACUAGCAAGAGAAUCAGCUUCUGCUUCUGAGUCCGUGGUUUCGUUCCGAGGUUCCAAUUCACAUGGGCCCUUCAAUUCUAAGCAGAAUAAGAAGUUUUGCAUCAUUAACUGGAUGAGAAAACUGAGCAUAAAGGCAAACAACUAUGCGCAAGGAAUCCGGCAGCAUGUGAAUUUGGGUCCAAAAUUCUCUAAAUCUGUCAAAGGGAAGUCGAGCAUAGGCGGUGGAGGGGGCGAGAGAAUGUUCAAGCAAAGCUUCUCGGCUAAGAAAGGGGAGAAGCUGUUGAAGGCUUUUCAAUGCUAUCUCUCAACCACAUCAGGUCCUAUUGCAGGGAUGCUCUUUAUCUCGACGGAGAAAUUAGCCUUUUGCAGUAAUAAACCUCUAACAUUAACUUCCCCAAAAGGAGAAACGGCGCGAGUUCCCUACAAGGUUUUGAUUCCGCAUAGAAGGGUAAAGAGAGCGAUCCCCAGCGAGAAUGCGAACAAGCCGGAUCAGAAGUAUGUCCAGAUCGUCACGGUGGACGACUUCGAGUUCUGGUUUAUGGGUUUCGGCAGUCAUCAGAGAUCUUUCAAGUCUCUACAGCACUCAAUCUUCAAGUCUCAAUGACCUUUGUAUUUUAUAUAGGUCAUGUAGUAUAUAUAUAUAUAUAUAUCACAUGGUAUGUAUGUAUAUGCAGUAAAUGGAACUAUAAAUCAGAAUACCUUGUUUGGAUUGAUUGAUUUGUGAGAUGUUCCAAAAUGUUCUGCAGAGCAAUUUCUGUAAACUGUCAAAUGAAGUGGUGGCUUUUUUUGUUACCCUUCCUAUAAUCUAUAUUAUUAUGCCAUGGUAUAUGAGAAAAAAAAAGAAAUUGUAAUAA
Messenger RNA from Ananas comosus (pineapple), 1240 nucleotides. RefSeq names its product putative GEM-like protein 8. Bases 319 to 990 code for a protein of 223 amino acids. Lineage: Eukaryota; Viridiplantae; Streptophyta; Magnoliopsida; Poales; Bromeliaceae. The record is from RefSeq and is a predicted model, not a curated record. The transcript has 4 exons.